AUGCUAUCACUUCGAUUGCAACGAGCGCGUGUCGAGUUGCAGUCGCAUCGGCUAUGGCUCAAGACUUUUGUUAAUGGCAGUUACCACAACACCUGGUCCUUCGAUGUCCCACCCACGCGACCAUUCUCGACGAGUCGCCGCUAUGGCGAGCAGAACUCGAAACAUGCGCAAGUACGCCAGAUCGUUGGCAAGAACCCUCGAACAGCGUGGCAGAAACGGGAGAGGCAGAAAGCAGACAGCAAACAGACGAUCAAUCUCCCAGCUUUGUCUACACGCGUGGAUCUGAUGACAGCUAUACUGAUCGGCGACAUCAGGACUGCCAUUGCACUGUACCAUAGUCUGUCAGGGAAGAAGCCUCUGAAACCAGACGACUUCCGCGCCAUCGCUCAAUUGGUCCACCAAUGUGUCCGUGUGGAGAAUCAGAAACCGUUCAAGGCCAGGAAGCGUGAGGACAAGGAAGAAUUGGUCACCUUCUCCGUGCGGCUCGUGGAAGACCUGCGGCAUGGCAACCUGCUGCCCAACAACCAGGCGCAUGUCCAUUUGUUGGCUAUCUUCAAGGAGUCGGGAACAGGUGAUGCAGGCGUAAGGUUUUGGCGGUGGCUACAGGAGCAGGACGAAGAGUAUGUCAGUACAAACACCUACGCCGCAGCCAUCGAUCUCCUCGCCGUCAAUGGGACAUCUCUGGACGAGCUUGAAGAACUAUACCAGACUGCAUUGGCUCGCUUUCCUGGCAACUUUCAUGCCUACCACUUGUCGCCGGAAGCUAUCCUGCCAGAUCGUGAGCAGCCAGUCGUGCUUGGUCAGCUACCACUCUCGCUGCUUCGGUCUAUCGCGCAGGCACGACUACUGCAAGGGAAAGCUAACAAGGCAUACCUGGCGCUCGAUUCUGCAUUUAGGCUCUUCCCGACCUCAGUACCGCCACGUUUCCUCGCUGCCUUCAACGAUGAGCGACCGGUUUCGGAGUCGUAUACCGUCUUCGCAAUGGCAUGUCGCGCAGGCAUACAACUUCCCACUUCGCAUUAUAAGGGACUUCUGGCCAAACUACGAACGAGCUCAGACAUGACUUCCCUCUCAGGACAUAUGGCCACACUUCGAACCAUGCUUGCGGUGACUUACUUCCACCUUGGUGCCAACGGAAAGGUACCAGACAAUUCUGCCAACGAAGUCAUCAUCGCUGCGACCCAGCUUUUGCGCUUACCAGGUGUCUCUACUCUUGAAUCCAAGCAGCGAAGACGUGUUGUCGACGCUGUGCUUGAAGCCGUGCGCAAGAUGCUCGAAGUGUUCGCCCAGUACGGCGCACUACCUGCUGUCAGCGUCUUCAACUCUAUCAUCACGAAUGUCGCAGGAUAUGGGCGAGCAAGAGAGACGAUCGGCAUCGCGCUGGCGGAUAUGGAUGCGCUAAGUCUGGAGCCAAACGAGAUUACGAGACGAUCCAUCAUGGCCGCGGCUGGUCUGCUUGGUGACAAAGACCUUGUUCUGAAGACAUGGAAGGAGAUUCUCGAUGCUAGAGGGAAGGAGAACAUCUCUCCUGACGGGCUUGACUUCCAUGUCUUGAUCAAAGCCGCUCGUUUCACUGAACAGGACGAUUUCGCCAAAGGCGAGUAUGCGAGACUUCAAGAACAGGUACACUUCAAACAUCACAAAGGCAUCGAGGCAGCUUUUGACAAACCUCUGGACGAGGCGCCUGGUGGAUUUAUCACUGCAGAGGAGGUACAAGACAGCGUGCAAAGCGUGCUCGCAGAUGUCGCUUUUAUCGAGGAGAAGACGAAGGAUCGUCCAGUAGUGCAAGACUUCAGCAGCCAGGACCUGCCCAUGACGCUUCUCCAGCCCGAAGAGCUGAGGAUCCCUGAUCGCGACAUGCGCGAGAUCUACGACAAUAUGACCACCGAGCAGGGUUCAGCCCCUACCAGCACCCCUCUCGAUGCCGGACCCCCUGCGGAUGAGGCUGCGGUAGCCACAAGUGAUACUGGCAUCUCGUUCGGCGAGCUGCGGUAUGAGAAUUGGAAAACCAUGAACUACUUGCUUUGGCUCGCGGAGAAGCAUGACCGAGACUAUGAUGAAGCUGUCGAUAAAGCCAUUGCUCGUGGAGUGCGACCACCAAAGCGCGACAUGAGUAUCACGAGAGAGGAGGUCGAAGGCAUGAAGUCUUUUGGUUUGAGCGCUUCUCGUGCUUCGCACAGUAAAGCUAAGUCCAAGGAUGUUGAGGAAGCGAGGAAGGAGAUUGCUCGACUUCGGACGUUUACAUAA
This is a messenger RNA of Fulvia fulva, 2247 nucleotides long. RefSeq lists its product as uncharacterized. Gene Ontology annotation, molecular function: protein binding. The record is from RefSeq and is a predicted model, not a curated record. NCBI's taxonomy places the organism in Eukaryota, Fungi, Ascomycota, Dothideomycetes, Mycosphaerellales, Mycosphaerellaceae. The transcript has a single exon. Bases 1 to 2247 code for a protein of 748 amino acids.